Musca domestica (house fly) is the source of this 799-nucleotide messenger RNA. Its product is annotated as ras-related protein Rab-6A-like. The transcript has a single exon. Bases 102 to 740 code for a protein of 212 amino acids. The record is from RefSeq and is a predicted model, not a curated record. NCBI's taxonomy places the organism in Eukaryota, Metazoa, Arthropoda, Insecta, Diptera, Muscidae. Gene Ontology annotation, molecular function: GTP binding; GTPase activity.
AACUUAGCAGUCAGUACUCCGAAGGCAUACCUAGAGACAAAACAUCACGCAUUAAUAUAUCAAAAACGAUAGUUCAUCAACAUUCAACCAACUCACUGAAAAUGACAUCUGGAGAAUUUACAAGUGCUCUAAAUAAAUGUAAAUUAGUUUUCCUGGGAGAACAGAGUGUGGGAAAAACUUCCCUUAUAACUCGAUUCAUGUACGACAGCUUCGAUAACACAUAUCAGGCUACAAUUGGUAUUGACUUCCUAUCGAAAACUCUCUACUUGGAUGAUCGUACAGUGCGCCUACAACUCUGGGAUACAGCGGGCCAAGAACGAUUUCGUUCUCUGAUACCAUCAUACAUUCGAGAUUCGACAGCGGCAAUAGUUGUCUAUGAUGUCACCAAACCACAAACAUUCCAACAAACCUCCAAAUGGAUCGAAGAAGUAAGAGUCGAGCGCGGUACCGAAGUUAUUAUAAUGUUAGUUGGCAACAAAACGGAUCUGGCCGGAAAACGCCAAAUCACAACGGAGGAUGGUGAAAAUAGAGCCAAAGAAUUGAAUGUAAUGUUCAUAGAGACAAGUGCAAAAACGAGUUAUAAUGUAAAAAAAUUAUUUGAGCGUGUAGCUUCUGCACUACCCUGCGUACGUUCAGCAGAUCCGAGGGAGACUUCCAGUGAAGAUGAGCAAAGAAUCGAAUUGGAGGAAAGAAUCGAAGCAUCGAAACAAACUAAAAAUAAAAGCAAAUGCUCUUGCUAGUCUAUUUAAAGAGAACAUAGUUAUAAGUCAUUAGCAAUAUAUAAUUUGUCAUACAUUUA